Molecule: messenger RNA, 2394 nt
Organism: Penicillium olsonii
Lineage: Eukaryota; Fungi; Ascomycota; Eurotiomycetes; Eurotiales; Aspergillaceae
Source: the annotation of a GenBank genome assembly
AUGUCGGGCUCAAUGCAUAUGUCCCGUCUCCGUAAUUGGUUCCUCUCAUCUCCGCCCGUCGAAUACGCCAUUACGAGCCUCAAGGAGCUGCUGAUCGGCGCACUCCAACAGGGCCCUAUUCCGCAACAUGUCGCUUUUGUCAUGGACGGCAACCGCCGAUUCGCUCGGUCCCAUGGAAUUGAAACGGUCGAAGGACACAACCUAGGGUUUGAGGCUUUGGCAAGAAUCCUGGAGGUGUGCUACAAGAGCGGAGUCAAGGUCGUCACGAUAUAUGCCUUUAGCAUCGAGAAUUUCAAACGGUCCAAGUUCGAGGUGGACGCGCUGAUGGAAAUCGCAAAAGUGAAGCUGUCGCAGAUGGCCCAGCACGGAGACAUCCUCGAUCGAUACGGAGCCCGAGUCGAUGUUCUAGGCCGCCUGGACCUGCUCAAGCCGGAUGUUUUGGAGGCCGUGAACAAGGCCGUCGAUAUGACCAGCCGCAACGGAGACCGCGUCCUCAACAUCUGCUUCCCUUAUACAUCCCGCGACGAAAUCACCGGCGCGAUCCGCGACACGGUCGACGACUACAGCACACCUAUUCCACAGGCGCCCUCCGCUGCUACGGCUGCUCGCACUCCAUUCUCGGAGUCUCACAUUACCAACAACAUCCGCGCCCAGACAAAAUCAUACGACACGCCCAGCGACUCCGAAUCCACCUCUAGCUCUUCCGCGCAGGAAGACGACCACCCCCGAAACGACCGUGGUAUAUACGAGUCCGGCUCAUCCUUUUCGUCCUCCACCACUCUGCAUCUCGGCCCCGAAUCCAAAGGAUCACCCCACCGACCCGCCAACAACCAAAGUCCCCUCUAUAUCUCCCCCGAAACCAUUACCCGUCAAACGCUGAACGAUCACAUGCUCACCAAGGGCACGCCACCCUUGGACAUCCUCGUGCGCACGUCCGGCGUGGAACGCCUGAGCGAUUUCAUGCUCUGGCAGACCCACGAGAACACCGAGAUCGUUUUCUUGGACGUCAUGUGGCCCGAGUUCGACCUCUGGCACUUUUUGCCAGUGCUUCUCGGGUGGCAGCGCCGGAUCUCCAAGGCUCGGCAGGACCCCGAUGCCGAGGGGAACUUUGCCGGCGAAGAAGAAAUGGACAUGCUGCUGCGUCAAGCCUGCCGUACCCUCGAGAGCGCCCAAGCUCUCUCCGGCGGCUUCAAGAACACCAAGGCCAUCUCCCUUGAUGUCAACGAUGCCGCUGCUCUUGACAAGGCCCUCGAGCAGGCUGAUGUUGUUAUCUCCCUCAUCCCUUACACCUUCCACGCCACCGUUAUCGAGUCCGCUAUCCGCACCAAGACCAACGUUGUGACCACAUCCUAUGUCUCCCCUGCCAUGCAGGCUCUUGAGGAGCGCUGCAAGGAAGCCGGCAUUGUCGUCAUGAACGAGAUUGGUCUUGACCCUGGUCUUGACCACCUCUACGCCGUCAAGACCAUUGACGAGGUUCAUGCUGCUGGUGGCAAGAUCCUCGAGUUCAUCUCUUUCUGUGGUGGUCUUCCCGCCCCCGAGUGCUCCAACAACCCUCUCGGAUACAAGUUCUCCUGGUCUAGCCGUGGUGUCCUCCUUGCUCUCCGCAACGCCGCCAAGAUCUACCGUGGUGGUGAGAUCGUCAGCAUUGACGGCCCCGAGCUGAUGGCUGCCGCCAAGCCCUUCUUCAUCUACCCCGGUUUCGCCUUCGUCGGCUACCCCAACCGUGACUCCACUCCUUUCCGUGAGCGCUACAACAUCCCCGAGGCCCAGACCGUCGUCCGCGGUACCCUCCGCUACCAGGGCUUCCCCGAGAUGAUCAAGGUCCUCGUCGACAUUGGCUUCCUCAACGAUGCUCCCAACAGCGUCUUCGACAAGGCCACUUCAUGGAAGGAGGCUACCAAGCAGGUUCUUGGCGCCACCUCCUCUUCCGAGAAGGACCUCCACUGGGCCAUUUCCUCCAAGACCAACUUCCCCAACAACGAGGAGCGUGACCGUCUCCUCUCCGGUCUUCGUUGGAUCGGUCUCUUCUCCGAUGAGCAGACCAUCCCCCGCGGAAACGCCCUCGAUACCCUCUGCGCUACCCUUGAGCAGAAGAUGCAGUACGCCCCUGGUGAGCGUGAUCUCGUCAUGCUGCAGCACAAGUUCGAGAUCGAGAACAAGGACGGCUCCAAGGAGACCCGCACUUCCACCCUGUGCGAGUACGGUAACCCUGCCGGUUACUCUGCCAUGGCUAAGUUGGUUGGUGUCCCUUGCGGUGUUGCUGUUAAGCAGGUCCUGGAUGGUACUAUUACCCAGACUGGUGUCCUUGCUCCCAUGACCAUGGAUAUCUGUGCUCCUCUCAUCAAGACCCUGAAGGAGGACUACGGCAUCGAGCUCAUCGAGCGCACUCUGUAA